Thunnus maccoyii (southern bluefin tuna) is the source of this 3785-nucleotide messenger RNA. RefSeq names its product inter-alpha-trypsin inhibitor heavy chain 5 (gene itih5). Bases 608 to 3586 code for a protein of 992 amino acids. Gene Ontology annotation, molecular function: serine-type endopeptidase inhibitor activity. The record is from RefSeq and is a predicted model, not a curated record. The transcript is spliced from 14 exons. Lineage: Eukaryota; Metazoa; Chordata; Actinopteri; Scombriformes; Scombridae. Gene Ontology annotation, biological process: hyaluronan metabolic process.
ACCCAAAAAAAAGCAUUAAUAAACCGUGUUUAAUCCUCAAAAAAAGUACAAGAAAUACGUCAGUUACAUUAAAAACAUCUGGGUCAUGUUGGGUCAAGUGUCGAUUAUAAACUUCAGGUUGGGAAGGAAAGAAAAGCCGCCUAGUGGGGACAACAAGCAACACAUGUCCCAUGUUUCUUGCUUGGUGUCAAAAAAUAUGGGAAAUGUGUGUGAAUACAAAUGAUGAACAUACAAGAAAAUAAACUAAAAAAUUAUAAUAGAUUGUUCACAAAAUCCGUCUUGAUCCCAAACUUUAAGCUGAAUCUUGCUUCAGGUCAUAGCUGCUCUUCUUCUUGCUGUCUUUAGAUCUACUUUUUUCGGGGAUUUACUCACAACUACAGAAAAUUCCUACGCGCUGUGAAGGCAGCAGCAGCAACAAUCCAAAUUACCACCGACUCAUCCAGGCGUGGGGACUGAUAACACUUCCAUCCCUCUCUCUUCAGUGGGUGGGUGUAAUUUUUCUUCUCCACAUCACACCGUGGAGGACUCAGAGACACUUGAAAUAAUGUACCACUUAUCUUUUUGAGCUUUAAAGGGAGAGAGAAAAAAAAACGAAAAACAGUGCAAGAUGCUGCUGCUGUUGACUGUGCUGGUGAUGUGCCUCAGCCCGAGCAUAUUGGGGCAACUGGAGGAACCCCAAUUUGGAGAUGAUAUUGAUUCCGACUUAGCAGACUUUGAUUUAGAUAUUGCGCCGCGCAGGGUCCCUCGGCAGGUGAAAACUAUAUUAACAAAGCAGAACAAACCUCACAUCCAAGAACUCUCCAUCAAGACCACCAUCAUCUCCCGCUAUGCCUUCACCGCGGUGUACUGCGCCAUGCUCAACCGGCACUCCGCCGCUGCUGAGGGCGUCUUCCAGUUUCAAAUCCCCGCUGGCGCUUAUGUCUCCAACUUCACCAUGAUCAUCGGAGGGCGUGUCUACCAGAGCGAGGUCAGGCCGAAGCAAAAGAGGGUCAAACAGGAGAACGGCAAACCCAAGAACAAAGAGUCAGGUGACGCAAGUCCUGAGCCGGAGGUGGAGGUUUUCAAGAUGUCGGCCAGCAUCCCGGGUCGGAACAGGGCCAUCUUCUUGCUUACCUACGAGGAGCUCCUGCAGCGCCGCCUGGGACACUAUGAACAUGUGACCAGCCUGCGGCCCUUGCAGUUGGUCAGCCGCCUCAGCCUGGACGUCACCAUCGUCGACCACUCGACAAUCACAGACUUGCAGGUGCUGCCGCUCCGCAACGGCAGGAGCAACAGCAGGAGCAACGGCGCUGCAUCUGCACCUAAAACACCAGCCAAGCCCGAGCUUCCUGUCACCACUGAGAUCGCAAACGAGAACAAUGUCUGCAAGAUUACCUUCAGCCCCAACAUCAUCCAGCAGGCCAAGAUCACCACCAACGGCAACCUGGGAGACUUUGUGAUCCGCUACGAUGUCCAGAGAGACAUGGGGAUCGGAGACAUACAGGUUUUAAACGGCCAUUUUGUCCACUAUUUUGCUCCCAAAGACCUCCCCGUUGUACCCAAGAACGUGGUGUUUGUGAUCGAUACCAGCGCCUCCAUGUUGGGGACCAAGAUGAGACAGACUAAAGACGCUUUGUUCACCAUCCUGAGGGAUCUGCGUCCCGGUGAUCACUUUAACUUCAUCAGCUUCUCCAACAAGAUCAAAGUUUGGCAGCCGAAUCGUCUCGUACCGGUCACACCCCUUAACAUCAGAGAUGCCAAGAAGUUUAUUUACACGCUGAUGCCCACUGGAGGCACAAACAUUGAUGAUGCCAUUAAUACUGGCUCCACUCUGCUUCGUGAGUACCUCUCGGGCCCUGACGUCAGCCCCAACAGCGUCUCCCUCAUUAUUUUCCUGACGGAUGGACGGCCCACAGUUGGGGAGAUCCAGUCCACAACGAUCCUGGGGAACACCCGCUCAGCUGUGCAGGAGAAGUUCUGCAUCUUCACCAUCGGGAUAGGGAAUGACGUGGAUUACCGGCUGCUGGAGCGCAUGGCUCUGGAAAACUGUGGGAUGAUGAGACGCAUCAACGAGGAAGCUGACGCCAGUGCUAUGCUCAAAGGGUUCUACGAUGAGAUAGGAACUCCUCUGCUGUCUGACAUAAGGAUCAACUACACUGACGACUCGGUCCAGUAUGUUACUCAGCAUCUCUUCACCAACUACUUCAAUGGCUCUGAGAUCAUCAUCGCCGGCAAACUGACCAACCAAAGUGCAGAAUCACUCCAUGUCCAGGUAACCGCCAGCAACAACGACAAGAGCAUCAUCCUGGAGACCGACGUGCCACUGCGGCAUCGACAGAUAGAGACCGAGAAGCAUGUGAAGGCUGCUACAGCAGCAUUGGCAUCUGGAUCUAAGACUCCAGGGUCAGGGGUCGCACAGGAAUUAGGAGUCGCUUUGGGUUCGAUUGCGGAAGACUUUGUGGAACGCGUCUGGGGUUACCUGAGCGUCAAGGAGGGUCUUCGGUCGCGGCUGCGCAGCCAAACCAGCAAGGAGAGGGAAGACCAUAUCAAGCAGGCCACCAAUUUGUCUAUGAACUACCACUUCCUCACUCCCCUCACCAACCUAGUGGUGGAGAAGCCCGAGGUCUUGGCUGACGGCACCAUGGCCCCGACGCCCACCAACGCCCCGGCUGCUGGUAAGCCUCCCUCAUCUUUCUCACCUGCCAACGAGCUGCCAGGUGACACAGAGGACGGAAAGCCACAGAAACCCGACGGGAAGAAGCCAGGAAGCCUGAGUUCAACUCCGAGCAACACGCUGGGUAAAGUUGAGAGGAGACCGGCCAAGAAAUCCAUGACAAUCUCCAAAACAUCAGCGGACGGUGACCCUCACUUUGUGGUUGAGUUCCCCCUCAGUAAACUGACCGUGUGCUUCAACAUCAAUGGCGAGCCCGGGCACGUCCUUCGCCUGGUGUCUGACCACAAGUACUCCGGUGUGACCGUUAACGGUAAACUAAUCGGGGCCCCGGCUCCACCAGGCAGCCACAAGACGCAACGUACCUACUUCAGCACCAUCACCAUCGUGGUGGAUCAUCCCAAACGCGCCUACAUCGAGGUGACCCCUAAGAAAGUCAUCCUGGACGGGCGGGACCGCAUGGUUCUGCCCUGCCACUCCACAGUUUCCGUGGACAGUGGCGUGCUUUCGGUGGCCAUUGUGGGAAAAUCCAACGUGACCGUGACGGUCGGAGGAAACAUCAGCUUUGUGAUCCUGUUGCACCAGUACAAGAACCCAGCCCCCUACCAGAGAGACCAUCUGGGGUUCUACAUUGGUAACAGCAAGGGGCUGUCCCACAACUGCCAUGGUCUGUUAGGUCAGUUCCUGUAUGAAGAAGUGGGACUGGCGGAGCUUCCAGCAGAAGGAGACAUGAAACCUUCGAAGGUCCUGAAGGUGAAGGAGCGUUCGGUGCCGGUGGUUCAGAAGAGCAGACGGAUCUACAGCGGGACGCAGAGCGUAAACUGCUGGUUCGCCAGGAACAACGCAGCAAAGCUGAUAGACGGACUGUAUGAGGACUAUUUGAUGUCACACAUGUUCGACACAGCGGACCAGCCACACGGGACUAACAGAGUGUGAGACGACAGCCACGAACCGUAGCUGUGGCGUUUAAUUAUUUGAUUUAAAUCUUAACUCAUUUUACACUGUAUCCGUAAAUAUCACGAGCCAAUAGAGAAGGGCUGCGAACUCCAAAUUUUCACGUUUCAGUUUCUUUCCUACCUACAGUUUUCUCCUUUGAAUAUAUUUUUUUACUAUUUCUAAUGGAAAUUUAAUGUGU